Messenger RNA from Hevea brasiliensis (rubber tree), 1334 nucleotides. RefSeq names its product zinc finger CCCH domain-containing protein 14. The transcript is spliced from 3 exons. Gene Ontology annotation, molecular function: metal ion binding; mRNA binding. The coding region runs from base 263 to 1153 and encodes 296 amino acids. NCBI's taxonomy places the organism in Eukaryota, Viridiplantae, Streptophyta, Magnoliopsida, Malpighiales, Euphorbiaceae. The record is from RefSeq and is a predicted model, not a curated record.
CUCAGCUCUUCCCAUUUCCAAGCUCUACAUUCUUCGAGCCCUUUCACUUCUCUCUCUAUCUCCUCGAAAAACCCUUUUCUAGGGUUAGGGUUUUUGCUUCUUCUGUUAAAUAUAUAUCCUCAAUUUUAGGGUUAGGGUUUCUCUUCUACUGUUUUCAAUCUUUAGGUUUAGGUAAUUUAUUCUUUGAUUCGAUUUUGGAUUCUGGGUUUCGGCGCUUGUGUUCUUUCAGUGGAUCUGGAUCUGUGGUGCCAAUAUUAAAUUGAUGAUGAAUGCAAAAAAGAGAGGGAAGCCUGAUGCUGGCUUCAACGCUAAUGGUGGAUUCAAAAAAUCUAAGCAAGAAAUGGACUCCUUAUCAACUGGUGUAGGAAGCAAAUCGAAGCCAUGCACCAAGUUUUUCAGUACUGCUGGCUGUCCAUUUGGUGAGAGCUGCCAUUUUUUGCACUAUGUUCCAGGCGGCUACAAUGCAGUGGCCCAGAUGAUGAAUCUAGGGCCAGCUGUCACUCCUGUUUCUAGAAACAUGGCAGCCCCACCAGCAAUUCCUAAUGGUUCUGCUCAAUCCGCAGUUAAGAGCCGCUUGUGCAACAAAUAUAAUACUGCUGAAGGUUGCAAGUUUGGUGACAAAUGCCAUUUUGCACAUGGUGAGUGGGAACUAGGCAAGCCCAUUGCUCCAUCACAUGAUGAUCCUCGUGCCAUUGGAACUAUUCCAGGCCGCAUGGGUGGUCGAAUGGAACCCCCUCUUCCUGGCCCUGCUGCUAGCUUUGGCGCCUCGGCCACUGCAAAAAUCAGUGUGGAAGCUUCCCUUGCUGGAGCCAUAAUUGGUAAGGGCGGUGUGAAUUCCAAGCAGAUCUGCCGCCAAACAGGAGCGAAGUUAUCCAUCAGGGAACAUGAGACAGAUCCUAAUCUCAGGAACAUUGAAUUUGAGGGAUCAUUUGAACAGAUUAAGCAAGCUAGCGCCAUGGUUUCAGAGCUAAUUGCCAGUGUUGGUUCUGCAAAUGCCCCUGCAAAAGCUACAGGAGCAUCCGGGGGCCAUGCUCACCCAGGAAGCAACUAUAAAACAAAGUUAUGUGAAAAUUAUACCAAAGGGUCUUGCACCUUUGGUCAAAGAUGCCAUUUUGCUCAUGGAGCUGCUGAACUACGCAAGUCAGGGGUGUGAUUAGGCACAUCAGUUUUCGUAGCUAGUUUAUUGCACGGGUUGUGCCAUCUUUGUAUUAAUGAGAGCUUCGUUUUAAGUGCUGGCUGUCCAAUGCUACUAAGCGACAGUGAUGAAACUACGAUAACUUGUGAGUUGUUGUGCUUCCUUUUUUACUUUAUUAGAACUGUCAUUGCUUUAGUUA